Molecule: messenger RNA, 753 nt
Organism: Rotaria socialis
Lineage: Eukaryota; Metazoa; Rotifera; Eurotatoria; Philodinida; Philodinidae
Source: the annotation of a GenBank genome assembly
AUGGCUUCUACAACCAGUUUCUUUUACUUACCGCCAAAUAUAAUUCGGCAAGCAACAAUGUCGAAAACAUUAACAAAUAAAAAACGUUGUUUCCCCUCAUUUUUUAUUACUGAUAUACUUGGUGAUCGUAGUCGUUCAUCAUCACCAAAUCAUAAAAUUCGUCGAACAUCAACAAUAGAUAAAGAUGGCAAUGAAAGUCUCGAUGAAGAUGAUACAAUGUUACAUGAAAGUGAUGAUAAUGAAUCAGAUAUUGGUGAAGAAACUAGUACAUCAGAUAGUGGUGGUCAUGGCCUAAAUCAUAGUCCAUUGAAAACAAAUAAAAAACCACGUAAAGCUCGUACAGCAUUUACAGAUCAACAAUUAAAUUAUUUGGAGAAAAGUUUUGAAAGACAAAAGUAUUUAAGUGUUCAAGAUCGUAUGGAACUUGCUGCUUGUCUUAGUCUAUCUGAUACUCAAGUAAAAACAUGGUAUCAAAAUCGAAGAACUAAAUGGAAACGACAAACUACUGUAGGUUUGGAAUUUCUUGAACACCAGGGAAAUUUUGCAGCCGUUCAUCGACUAUUUCAACAUCAUACACAUGCUGCGAGCAAUGUUGGUAGUACACAUCCUUCUCUAUGGUAUUCUCCGUAUCUACCAUCUUAUUCAGCUGUUGAUGCACUUUUUACAUUUCAACAAAAAUCUUUAAGAGAGACAAAUAAAUCAUCAUGUGAAUCGUUAAAUUCUACUGUAACUAGUCCGAACAAAUCUGUUUAG